Molecule: messenger RNA, 640 nt
Organism: Rhipicephalus sanguineus (brown dog tick)
Lineage: Eukaryota; Metazoa; Arthropoda; Arachnida; Ixodida; Ixodidae
Product: tyrosine-protein phosphatase non-receptor type 23-like
Exons: 3
Coding region: 1-561 (186 amino acids)
Source: RefSeq, a predicted model, not a curated record
AUGAGCCUGUUGAAAAAGCUAGCCUAUUCAGUGUACUUCCCUCUCAUCCGUGGCUUCCUCGGCCGUGGCCCCGGCCAUGGCCUUUUCCCCGACCCUGGCCUCAUCCUUGGCCUCUGCCUGAGCCAAUUGAUUACUCACUGCAAGACCUGCCAGAAACGGAGAUCUCUGCCGAAGAGGAACCCAAGACGAGGCAACGCCGCUCUGCUUCUCCCUGGCCUAUUAGACCUUGGCCUCAGCCUUUGCCUCAGCACCUGGCCCCAACCUUGGCCUCAACCUCGGUCUCUAGCCCAGCCUCGACCAUGGCCUCAUCCCUGGCCACUACCAGAGCCAAUGGAUUACACGCUGAAAGACAUGCCUAAAUCGAAGAUUUCUGCUGAGGAGCAGCCCAAACAAAGGCAGCGCCGUGCUGCUUCUCUUUUUAGGCCUUGGCCUCAGCCCUGGCCUCAGCCUUGGCCUCAGCCUUGGCCUCAGCCCUGGCCGCAGCCUUUGCCGCAGCCCUGGCCUCGUCCGCUUCCGAUUCCUGCGCCUAAUCCUUGGCCAAUUUACUACCCAAGGCACUAGGCCUGGUCAUCGCGAUUGCCGGGGGGCCUACGCUUUUGUAAAUUAAAAUAAAUGCCAUUUAAAACAAUAAACUCUUCUU